CAAACAUGUCUACCGCCGUCUGGCCACCCUUACCUCCGGAUGCUCUCAAGAAAGCUGAAGAUGAAUCCACUGCUCGCGAACUGGCAUGGCUUCUCGACUCGCUGCAGGAAACCCUCGCGAGUUUGAAGAGCGGAUUGGAAGAAUGUUAUGCGCUACUGGCGCCGAUCGAGCCCGGGAGUACGCUGGUUAUUUCUAGUCCGAGGAGUGAGAGUAUUAAAGGGCAUAUCACGAGGGUGGGGACGAGAAUUGUUAAGGGUACACUCGCCCUCCGCCUCCGCACCCACGCCCCCCUAAACCUCACCCUCAACACCACACACCCACUCCUCCUCUCCCCCCUCACUACCCUCCGGACCCUCCUCAACCAAUCCCUCGACAUGGUCGCCAUCACACGGUGGACUGGCGACCGGCACUCCGCGCCCUUCAUCAGUUCACAGCUACACCUCCUGCACUCCCUUCUGCUCGAAGCGAUCUCUGUGCUGAAAGGCCCGAACUUACUUACUCCUGUGCAUUCGGCGGAAUCAGGCACUAGUACACCGAAUAUGAUCUCGGCGCCCCCGGGACAGGCGUGGUUUGAAAGCCCUCCUGACCCGGAGACAUUUACGCCUCCGCUGCCGCCGACACUUUCUCUCCACCUCACUCUGUUAGAUUCAACCUUGUUAUUGACGCUAAGAGUGCUGGAACCGACGUCUACACAACCAACUCCCAUCUCUCGGUUCGCACUGGCGAUCGGUGCACAAAGGAGAUUAGAGCAUGAUGAGAUGGAUGAGGUGUUUUUGUAUAGAGGGGAAGAGGUGCGGGUUCGGGAGAAGGUGAGGGUGGAGGGGAGUGCGGAUCCGAGUUUGUUGAGUCUUGGGGCGAAGCUGGGGGCGCUGGAGAGGGUAGUAGCGGAGAGGAGGAAGGGGCUGCAGGUUUUGAUGGGGGUUGGGGAGGAGGACGGGGAUGAUUGAUUGACAUUGGGUAAGAUUGCUUUGGAGUUGUGGAUAGGAUACCCAGGCGAUAAGUUGCAGACGUUUAUCGUUAAUCUAUGGUUAGUGAACUGCUUGGCUAGUCGAGAUUCUAAAUGAUAUGCUACGAGCCUAUAAUGUCCCGAAAGUACGGGUACAUUCGAAAUCUUCAUUCUAGCUAAGGACAGGACGCAGGCGAUCACUCCUCCGUUGUUCCAGUCAAACUUGGAACAUUGAACCGCAG
This is a messenger RNA of Hyaloscypha bicolor E, 1188 nucleotides long. RefSeq lists its product as uncharacterized. The transcript has 3 exons. The coding region runs from base 6 to 947 and encodes 313 amino acids. The record is from RefSeq and is a predicted model, not a curated record. NCBI's taxonomy places the organism in Eukaryota, Fungi, Ascomycota, Leotiomycetes, Helotiales, Hyaloscyphaceae. Gene Ontology annotation, cellular component: RAVE complex.